Messenger RNA from Rhagoletis pomonella (apple maggot), 888 nucleotides. RefSeq names its product activity-regulated cytoskeleton associated protein 2-like. Bases 1 to 888 code for a protein of 295 amino acids. The record is from RefSeq and is a predicted model, not a curated record. The transcript is spliced from 2 exons. NCBI's taxonomy places the organism in Eukaryota, Metazoa, Arthropoda, Insecta, Diptera, Tephritidae.
AUGUCUUAUUUUUUACGAAGCGCAAGCAAGAGCGAUACAUUGGCGCCCAACUUAGAGGCCAGCAAUUCAAAAGAAGAACGCGAAAUCAUAGGCGAAGAAAACAAAAUGGCUACGUUUUCGCCUGAUCAAUUCACGCAAAUUUUGGCAGCGAUCGCAGGCGGCAAUAAAUGCGUGUCUUUUACCCAAUGCACAGCACGUUUCCGUGGACAACGCGAUCCAUCGGCAGUGGAAGAAUUCAUUGCAGCGAUCUCAGUUUACAAGGACAUCGAAAGAAUUUCUGACGCAGAUGCCUUGCGCGGUAUGCCACUUCUGCUGGAGGAGUACGCAGCGACCUGGUGGAUCGGUGUGAAGGGCACUGUCGCGACCUUUGAGGAAGCAGUUGAGAUAAUCCGCACAACAUUUUCUCCGCCAAUGCCCGAUUGGAAAAUUUACAUAAAAAUUUUCGAGCAAAAGCAACAAACGCGUGAAGCUACCGACAGCUUCAUAUGUAAGAAGCGACUACUGUUUUCGCAGUUGAGUGAUCCCAUAAGCGAAGCAGUGCAGCUCAAUAUGACGUACGGUCUAUUGUCUAUCAAGAUAAGAGAGCGAGUGCGUCGCGAUAAAGUUUCGACGUUCGACGAAUUAAUAUCAAAUUGUCGGGAUGCAGAAAUGAUUUUGGCUGAAGCAAAGCAGCUUACAAUCGCAUCUAUCGAUAAAAACGUAUCUGUGGAAGGGCCAAAAAGGUGCUCGCUUUGCAGGUUACGCGGCCACACUGUAGAUGUUUGCUUCAAAAAGAAAAAGGAGCAACAGUCGCAGCAGGCCCAACAACAACCAGCUAUAGCAGCAGCGACUAAGGUGAAAAAGGAAAAGCAUUUUAAGUGCCGUUUAGUAGGGCUCGAAGGUCCAUGA